AAAACGUGACAAAACUCUUAUUAAACCAACCCAAAGAUUUACCCCCCAAAACCUGAGAUCUUACAAAUAAUAAGAUCUCCAAACAGUACAAGAUACAGAGAUACACUUGAUGAUUAUCCACUGAUGAUCAUAUAUCUCAGAAGUUUAAUCUCUCUAACAGAUGAGAGAUAAUACAACAAAACUAGACGAACAACAAACCCUAAUUACAACUAGAGAAAGUGAACGUGAGAGGUGAAUACACAGAACAAUGACAUAAGACUCUUUUAUACCAACAUCUGUUACAUUUACAUCCAGGCCCCUCAAAUGUUACACUGAGGACCCUGAACCUCAGCAACAAAUGAUCGCAAUUCUCAGCAACAUAAGAAUGUUACACUUUAACCCCUCAACAUUUGUUACCUGCACAUAACAACUUGUAACAGACUUAUGUAACAAACCUUUUGUAACAACUAUAAAUAUCCAACAUAUGAAAUGACUAUUAUAACAUCUAUUUUUAACAAUAAUAACAUUGUAUAAUUGAAUGAUUAAAUGCAAUAAGGUGUACGCAAUGUUCACAAUCUACUACUCUUAUUUUAUUUGAUGUAUAAUAAUUAGACGAUGUAUAUUCAUCAAUAGAACCUUGACAAGAAUGAUAUGUAACAUGCCUAAAGCGACCUAACAUAAACAAACUUAAUUCUCUUCUCGGUAGUUUAGAGCUAUACGUGACCGCAGUGACUCGUGGAUCUGCAUCUUCGAUGCGUCUCGAUAAAAAGCCUAGGAACAACAUUAUAUGGGACAAUGUAAAACUUCUAACUUUUAAGUCUACUCCAAGUUCCAAUUAUCAUCUUUUGCUAUCUCCAUUGUCGGCAAAUCUUUUUUAAUCAACAAGAAUUAAGGACAUAAUCUUUGUGCUAGAUAAGGGCACGUGCAGCAAUCUUUAAGAAGAUUGUAAGGCAGUCAGUAGUGACUGAUUGUACCAUUUCAUUGUGUAUAUCCUUGAAACAUAAAGUUCUCAAAAUCUGACAAAACUCUUUCCUUUUUCAUUCCAAACACACUUUCAUGUCUGUGCCCAUUACCUCACAGCCUGUACUGUUCUUCAAACUGGAUAUCAAGUCCAAAAUUUUACAUAAUUCCAACCAAUACCCAUGUGAUAUUCUUCCGUUUUAAUCAUUCCACCACCAACAAUCAUCUUCAUCCUCACCAGCAGAUUUUCAAGAUUUCUUUAGGGUUUUUGCUCUUAUCAUCAUGUGGGAUUCGGAGUCUGAUUCGGUUGCUGGAAGAGAUUAUGAUAAUGGAGUCAUUUCUGCUACCAAACAUGGCGUCCAGACCGAUCGUUUCGAACAAAGAGGCAAAUCUUGGUUUGUUGCUACUGAUGUUCCAAGUGAUUUCUUGGUCCAGAUUGGUGAUGUUUGCUUCCAUUUACAUAAGUAUCCCCUGCUUUCAAGAAGUGGGAAAAUGAAUAGAAUCAUAUAUGAUUCAAGAGGAAUAGACUUGAGCAAGAUAGCUAUGGAUGACAUACCCGGUGGCCCGGAAGCCUUCGAACUCGCUGCGAAAUUCUGCUACGGGAUCGCGGUUGAUCUGACCGCCACGAACAUCUCCGGGCUCCGAUGUGCGGCCGAGUAUCUGGAAAUGACGGAGGAUUUGGAAGAAGGUAAUCUCAUUUUUAAAACAGAAGCUUUUUUAAGUUAUGUGGUUUUAUCAUCAUGGAGAGAUUCCAUUUUGGUACUCAAAAGUUGUGAAAACUUGUCUCCUUGGGCUGAGAAUCUCCAAAUUGUUAGGAGAUGCAGCGAAUCUAUCGCUUGGAAAGCGUGCGCGAACCCUAAAGGUAUCCGGUGGCAGUACACCGGAAAACCUAUGAAGGUUUCUAGCCCGGGCUGGAAUGAGAUGAAAGAUUCUAGCCCGAGCAGAAGCCCGGUUCCACCAGACUGGUGGUUUGAAGAUGUUUCGAUUCUUCGAAUCGAUCACUUUGUGAGGGUGAUCACCGCAAUUAAAGUGAAAGGGAUGCGGUAUGAGCUCAUUGGAGCUGCGAUAACGCACUACGCUACUAAAUCGCUUCCCGGGUUGAUCAAAGAGUCAGGGGCUAGUGGUUUACCCGAAGAAGGAAGUAGUGGCGCGGUUUCGGGUCAUUGGAAAGGGGGGUUACACAUGAUUGUAGCUGGGAAUAGAGAGGAUCCAACAUCAACUAGCCAAAUGAGAGAUCAAAGAAUGAUAAUUGAAAGCCUUAUUAGCAUAAUUCCUCCACAAAAAGAUAGUGUCUCAUGCAGCUUCCUUCUUCAGUUACUACGAAUGGCUAACUUGAUGAAGGUGGCUCCCGCGCUUGUUACGGAGCUCGAAAAGCGUGUCGGGAUGCAAUUCGAGCAGGCCAAUUUGGCUGAUCUUUUGAUCCCUUGUUACAACAAAGCUGAAACAAUGUAUGAUGUUGAUUUGGUUCAAAGGCUUUUGGAGCAUUUUCUAAUUCAGGAACAGAUGGAAACCGAAAACCCUAAUCGUCAAUCGGUGCACGAAGGGGUUCAAAGGAUUAAUAGCUCGAAUGCGAAGAUGAGAGUUGCUAGGCUCGUGGACAGCUACCUCACCGAGGUCUCGAGGGAUUCGAACCUUUCUUUGACGAAGUUUCAAGUCCUUGCCGAGGCGUUGCCCGAAUCAGCAAGAAGCUGCGACGAUGGAUUGUAUCGCGCUAUUGAUUCAUAUCUUAAGGCUCACCCGACCCUCUCUGAACAUGAACGUAAAAGACUAUGUAGAGUCAUGGACUGCCAGAAGCUUUCAAUGGACGCUUGCAUGCACGCUGCACAAAACGAGCGGCUUCCACUCCGAGUCGUGGUGCAGGUUCUCUUCUCUGAGCAGGUGAAGAUCAGCAACGCAAUCGCAAGCAACUCAGUUAAGGAAACCGGGGGUUCACACUACCAACCAAUGGUUCAAAACCGAAAAACUUUGCUAGAAGGAACUCCACAAUCGUUUCAGGAAGGAUGGGCCGCUGCGAAAAAGGACAUAAACACUCUCAAAUUCGAGUUGGAGACCGUGAAGACGAAAUACUUGGAACUGCAACAUGACAUGGAAAAUUUGCAAAGGCAGUUUGAUAAGGUGACUAAACCGAAACAACAGUCCGCAUGGUCUAGCGGAUGGAAGAAGCUGAGCAAGAUAACGAAGCUUAGUACGACGGAAAAUAACGUUGAUAGUCCGAGUAAUGCAGCACAGGCUCGAAAGGCUCCGAGGAGGUGGAGGAAUUCGAUUUCGUAAACAUACAUAAAAAAAUAAGAAAAUUAUCCGUAACACGCACUGCAUUACGGAUAAAAAAAACAAAGUUUUAUCAAUAGCGUUACUGUUUUAUAAUUUCUUUCAAUUUGCAGGAGUUGAAUUUUUCAUAAGAUUAGUUUCAUCCCAUUUGUUGUGUAGUAUUCAUUUCAUUUUUCGUCAUUGUUUAAUUAUAGACUUUGCUUUUGUUGUGUAAUUCUCGGUUUUAAAAGCAAGUAUAUUGUUAUUUUAUUUACUUA
Helianthus annuus (common sunflower) is the source of this 3464-nucleotide messenger RNA. RefSeq names its product root phototropism protein 3. The record is from RefSeq and is a predicted model, not a curated record. The transcript is spliced from 4 exons. NCBI's taxonomy places the organism in Eukaryota, Viridiplantae, Streptophyta, Magnoliopsida, Asterales, Asteraceae. The coding region runs from base 1222 to 3210 and encodes 662 amino acids.